CCAGACAUCUCACGCAGCGGAGCGGAUGGUCAGAUAGAAAGAGAUGAACGCCUAACUACGCCGUACGCCGCCGUGAGCCUCUCAAGGUGUUGCAAAAUGCCAAAAGAGAGGGCGAGAUCAUUUCCAACCAACCGGGCUAGGGCAUCUCCUUAUCGCCCAUGCAGCUUAAGGGUUACUGGGCUCAAGUCUGAAAAGCCUUCCCUAACUGUAGGGGACGAAAGAGAGUGGGAGGAAGCUAGGUGCCCAAUAUGUAUGGAGCACCCUCACAAUGCUGUCCUAUUGCUCUGUACCUCUACAGAAAAAGGUUGUAGGCCAUUCAUGUGCGACACGAGUUACCGCCACUCAAAUUGCCUCGACCAAUUCCUCAAGUCGUUUGCUGCUCCAGAAUCAGCUCCUGGGGCAACAUCCUCUGGUGGAGGUAGAAUGGACCAAGCAGUACAUGCUGCGACUCAUAUAAGGCCUCUAGGCAACCAAGCACUUGCUUGCCCUCUUUGCCGUGGUCAAAUCAGAGGAUGUGUUGCCAUAGAGGGUGCUAGGCAGUUUAUGAAUUCUCUCCCAAGGACUUGUUCGUUGGAGACAUGUGAUUUCGUUGGUACGUAUUUCGAGCUAAGAAAGCACGCCAGAGAAGAGCAUCCCACUCGGCAUCCAUCUGAGACAAACCCUAGGCGUGAGUCCGAGUGGACUAGGUUGCAGCACCAAACUAACAUUGAAGACACUCUUAGUGCAUAUCAAUCACUUUUUGGGGACGAUUCCAGUGAAAAUGACUUUUCUUUAUCUGGGUCUCCUUUACCCUACACCGAUCUUUUCGAAUUUUUUGAAAGUGCAUCCUGGGAGGCUGGGGAUGAAUCGAUUGAUUAUGAGGUUUUGGAACGCGAGUUCCCCUUUUCUUUUCUGUAUGACGAAUGGCCAACCAAUUGAAGCUCUGUCAAGAAGAUCAAAUGAUCACACAAUGGUGGUGGCAUUCUGCAAGGCGUACCGGCAGUAGAUCAAGUUCACAUUGAUGAUGAGUUUAUGAUGGUGAUUAAAUUUGACACCUUAUGUUGGAGGUCCCGCAAAGAUAGUCCACUUUGAUGAGUGUACAACUUUUAAAUUUUAUUAACAUGCAACUUCCAGACAUUGUAUAAAAUAUAUCUACGGUU
Molecule: messenger RNA, 1139 nt
Organism: Cuscuta campestris
Lineage: Eukaryota; Viridiplantae; Streptophyta; Magnoliopsida; Solanales; Convolvulaceae
Source: the annotation of a GenBank genome assembly